AUGGUGUUAAUAAUAUCACUUUUAAUAUUAAACACUUUUAGUAUUGCUUCACCAAGUUCAUAUUGUAACAAAGUGACCGAUGGUGUAUGUACAGAGUGUAUAAAUAACUACUUUUUAGACGAUUCUCAUUUAUGCAUAUCAAGACUUGAUUUCCAUUGUGGGGUGUCUUCAACAUACAGUCAAUGUGAAAAAUGUAGUCCAGGUUAUAAAUUUGAUUUUUCAAAUUACACUUGUGUUAUUGGAGACGAGUUGUGUGCUUCAAUAGAAUUUUAUAAUAAAGUUGCCACAUGUACAGAGUGUCCCAAAGGUUAUACAAUUGUGAAUGAGACCGAGUGUUAUGAUUGUUCUUUCUUUGGAAACUCUCUUUGUAAAAGUGCUACAAAAGACUGUUCUGUAUGUACCGAGUGUGUUAGUGGGUCUUACAUUUUAGAUGGUAAGUGUAUUAAAAUUUCCAACUGCGAAGUCGCCAAAGAAGAUGGAACGUGUGAAUAUUGUAUAACUGGAUAUUACCUUGACAAAGAAAGUGGUACUUGUAAACUUGGUAAGAUCCCACUUUGUAUAGAAUAUGAGUCCCAAUUUGAGUGUUCAGAAUGUAGUGAUAAUUCAUUCAACAACAUCACCGAAUGUAUUAAAAUCGACAACUGCCACGAGUCAGACGAAGAUGACGGAGGAAUUUGCACGAAGUGUAAUAAUGGGUAUGGGAUGGAUGGUAUAUUAAAGUGUUCGAAAUGUACUGUUGAGAAUUGUAAAAACUGUGACAUGAAUACGUCUAUAUGUCAAAGGUGUAAUGAUGGCUUAGCCAAAUUAGCAGAAGACAAAUGUGGAGAUUGUAGCCAAGUUCAUGGGUGUAAAGAGUGUUCUCCCAAAAAUGUCAAUCGUUGUUAUGAAUGUCUAGAAGGCUAUAAAUUAGAAGAUGGUAUAUGUUAUCAGUGUGGAACUGGGUGUGAAAAUUGUUUGAUUGAUUCUCCUGAAACGUGUCAAAUAUGUAUAGAUGGUUAUGUACUUAUUGAAGGAAAGUGUGUUAAAUGUGAUACUUUAUGCAAAACGUGUUCAUCAAACGAUGUGACGUCGUGUACAAGUUGUAUAGUGGGGUAUUAUCUCAACGAUAAAACGUGUGAAAAAUGUGAAGGAAUAUGUGAGACUUGUAAUGUUUCAAAUGUAACAGAAUGUCUUUCGUGUCCACAAGGCUAUUACCUUCAAGACGGUGAAUGUGAAAAUUGCAAUGUAAUGACUUGUACUGAUUUAAUAAAGGAUCGGUGUAAUCGUUGCUCUGAAAAGUGUACAUAUGUGAGUGGCACAACUAUGAAGUGUAAAGAAAACGAUUUCUGUGAUUACCGUGAUGAUACUCGUGACGUGUGUGUUAGGUGUUAUGAUGGUUAUUAUCUCGAUGAAAAUUACGUGUGCAAUAAAUGUGAAGCUUCUUGUCAAUAUGGAUGUCUUGGAGGAUAUCCAUAUUGA
Entamoeba invadens IP1 is the source of this 1458-nucleotide messenger RNA. RefSeq lists its product as hypothetical. The coding region runs from base 1 to 1458 and encodes 485 amino acids. The record is from RefSeq and is a predicted model, not a curated record. The transcript has a single exon. Lineage: Eukaryota; Evosea; Mastigamoebida; Endamoebidae.